GUCCCGGACCCCUCUUGCGGACUUUCGUGAUGAUUGACCUACUCCACUAACUGUGGCCCGCGUUCGCGUCCGGUACUUACGCCUAUCUCAUAUGCUAUUCCAACUUCCGAGGGAACAUCACACUUGGUCUAGUCAUGUUCCAGUCGUUCGAUCACUUAAGGCAAGAAUAGGUCAGUAAGCUUGUCUCUUGAUGGAAGGAGAUCAAUAAUCGAUCAAGAAAACACACUUGCCUGUGAAUCGAAAGCACAAGAAAAGGCCAAGUAACAAUGUGGGCAAUCUUCCCGGAGGCUCAUGGCCACUUUUGCUGAGAACAGAGCGACUAGGUUCGAAAAAUCUCUCUACGACCUUAUCAAAGGCCUACGAGCCCAUAAGGGGGCCGAGGAAGACUAUGUACAGGAUAGUCUACGAGAGUGUAAGGCUGAAAUCAAGCUGCAGGACAUGGGUACGUUUAUCACGGAUAGGGCGGUUCUAGUUAGCAACUGACUUCCGUAGAUAAGAAAGCUACCGCGCUGCUAAAAUUGAUAUACUUGGAGAUGUUUGGCUAUGAUAUGUCUUGGGCUUCGUUUCACGUGCUGGAGGUUAUGUCGUCCACAAAGUAUUUGCAGAAAAGAGCUGGCUACUUAGCUGCGGUUCAGAGCUUCAGGCCAGACACAGAAGUACUGAUGCUAGCCACAAACUUGCUGAAGAAGGUUUGGACCAGCAUGACGUUUCUGGCCGACCAUUUUGUCUGACACACCUAUGCUACAGGAUCUAGCAUCUUCAAAUAUCUCGAAUAUGGCGCUGCCUUUGAUCACUCUACCGAACAUAAUUACCCCCUCUCUGGCAAUGUCUUUACUCCCGGACGUGCUAUCGCGCCUUUCGCAUUCCCAUGCUGUUGUUCGCAAAAAGGCGAUUGUGUGUCUUUAUAGACUCGCGUUGGUUUAUCCAGAGGCAUUGAAACUGGCAUGGCCCAAAUUGAUGGAUCGCUUGACGGAUGAAGAAGAAGAAAGUAGUGUUACCACAGCGGUCAUCAAUGUGGUCUGUGAGUUAGGAUGGAGAAGACCCCAUGACUUCCUUCCUCUGGCGCCGCGGUUCUUUGAAUUGCUAGUGGACGGAGGCAAUAAUUGGAUGGCAAUCAAAAUAAUCAAACUGUUUGCGACUCUAACCCCCUUGGAGCCACGCCUGAUACGUAAGCUCAUCCGCCCGUUAAUAAGUAUCAUUCAGACGACAACUGCCAUGUCGCUACUUUACGAAUGCAUCAAUGGGAUCAUACAGGGGGGUAUUCUGGAAGACGACAGUGGACUCGAUGGAAGAGAAGAAAUUGCCGGACUUUGCGUUGGCAAGCUCAGAGGCAUGAUAGUUACAGAUUCUGAUCCGAAUUGUAAGUUACCUGGAUGUGGUAUCUAACGACGCUGACAAGAUUGUUGAAAGUGAAAUAUGUUGCACUUCUUGCUUAUAAUCGAAUUGUGGGCUCAUACCCUGAUCUGGUAUCGACACAUCAAGAUGUCAUCAUGGAUUGCCUAGACGACCCAGAUAUUUCAAUAAGGCUACAGGCUCUUGAGCUUGCCGCCCGAAUGGUCAGGAGCGAUUGCCUACAGUCGGUAGUAACCCGACUCAUUGAUCAACUUGUUGAUGCACGCCAAACCACCGAAAGUGUGCCUUCGAACAUUGGGCCAAUGGAAGGUCUAGGCCUAGAUAGCCCAAGCUCCCGGAAGGCGCCGUUUAUCUUACCUCUCGAAUACAGAGUCGAAGUCUUACAUCGGGUUCUCGACAUAUGCUCUCACAAUAAUUAUGCCGAGUUAUCGGACUUCGAGUGGUAUGUGGAGGUGCUAGUAAAACUAGUCGAGCUGGCUCCUCCGCUCAAUCAUGGUCACUUACUGGGGCACGGGACUUACAAGGAGGCUACCAAUGAUAUUGGGGAAAGCGUCGCUUCUCGAAUUGGGUCCGAGAUGCGCAAUGUAGCCGUUCGGGUUAGAGAUGUUCGUGCGGACGCCACCAGAGCUGCAGAAUCUUUACUCCUGGCUGACAAUAUGAACAACAUGUGCUCGGGGCUGUCUGAUGCGGCCGGUGGCAUUUUAGGGCCUUUUAUUUGGGUAAUCGGUGAAUUUGCAGAGUGCCUUGCCUCACCCCAACAGACUUUAUUAACAUUGAUUGAUAUUUCCACUGCCCUGCAGCCGUCUAGGACCCUUUGUCUUGUCGUACAGGCUCUUCCAAAAAUCCUCGUGGCCAUAAUUCAGGCCAAUUGUGGAAGCUGGGAUGCCAGGAACCAGGGCGAAGUUUCCCUCUUACUGGCUAGAAUCCUGACUUUUCUGGAGACUUUGGCAGCUCAUCCGGACUUAGACGUCCAGGAAAGAGCUAUUGAAUUUCUGGAGGUGAUGCGCCUAGCAGCAGAUGCAAUACGUUCAGAUUGCUAUGGACCGGGCGGGAUACCGUUUUUACUAUCCUCCAUGAUUCCAGGCUUAUUUGACGGUCUUGAGCUGAACCCAGUUGCUGCCAAUGCUCAGAAAAAAGUGCCCCAACCAGAGCACUUGUUGAUGGACCGGCCAUUCAACAACAACCUUCACGUCAUUUUUGACCGUCGUGCAGAUCACUGUUCUGAAUUGGGUGCACCUUUGGCUUUUCAGGAUUUCUAUUACUUGAAUGACUCGGCGAUGCCAAACAAACAACCAGACGAGCUCAACUUCUUAACCUCGCAAUUCAAUGCUUCUUAUCAGGACCCUAACAGUCCAGGAGGGGGGCCAGUCAGUGUGGCAAAGCGAAGAAUGGGGCGCAGAGAGGGAAACAUUGAUGAUCCGUUCUAUAUCGCGACAGAAGAUGAGAUCUCCAGUACCUCUACACCAUUCCACCAAGCCUUUGUCGCAUCUGGGGGCGCUGAUUUGGACAUUGAUGCAAUCCCUAUAAUUGAUCUGAAGCUAAAUGGAGAGGGGGCGCGUGCCACAGGUUUGACUGCCCGCAAUUAUCGGGGGAAAACCGAACUAGAGGGUAAAAAAUAUAAUAUCGCGUCCGAUGAAACGAUUGGACAAGAUGACCCCUUGCCUGCCGAGAAUCUUGAUGGAGCAAGCAAAACCAAGAGAUCACUUCUUCAGGUUGACUCCAGUGGCCUGGGGCGUCUUCCUGAAAAAGUGGGCGGUGCACAUUCAAACAGCCGGCCACCUCCUGGAGCGAGCGCGCACGAUGCAGAGAUGUCAAUAGCUAUGCAGCGAGUUGAGAAAUUACGGCUCGAGAUGCAGAGGGCUUCCGAGCGAGUUCACACAGAUGAAUUUCCUGUAGAAGGAACAUUGGUCAAGAAGAAGAAAAGAGUGAAAAGACCAAUUUCUAGUGGACUCGCGGGGACUGCUAGCCUACCACAUGGAGAUGGUCUAGUUGGGGGUCUCGAUGCGAACAGUGUGCAUUCACCAAAGGUUAAAAAGAAGGUGAAGAGCCGGUCAAAAACACAUCAGCCCAAUUAGAAGAAUUUGAGACAGCUUCCGCUGGAUAUGGCAAUUAGCAUUAGCCUUAUUUAGAAAAUUAUCCGUUAAGCACUGUUUAGAGAUUUGCGAGCAAUUGUGAAUUGGAAAGAGCUGAUUAUGAUGACGAUGAUUU
Aspergillus melleus is the source of this 3561-nucleotide messenger RNA. RefSeq names its product AP-3 complex subunit delta, variant 2 (gene APL5). The transcript has 2 exons. The record is from RefSeq and is a predicted model, not a curated record. Gene Ontology annotation, biological process: protein targeting to vacuole; Golgi to vacuole transport. Lineage: Eukaryota; Fungi; Ascomycota; Eurotiomycetes; Eurotiales; Aspergillaceae. The coding region runs from base 1374 to 3428 and encodes 684 amino acids. Gene Ontology annotation, cellular component: AP-3 adaptor complex; endosome membrane; membrane coat.